This is a messenger RNA of Caenorhabditis briggsae, 516 nucleotides long. Lineage: Eukaryota; Metazoa; Nematoda; Chromadorea; Rhabditida; Rhabditidae. Gene Ontology annotation, cellular component: nucleus. The record is from RefSeq and is a predicted model, not a curated record. The transcript has 5 exons. Gene Ontology annotation, biological process: regulation of transcription by RNA polymerase II. Bases 1 to 516 code for a protein of 171 amino acids. Gene Ontology annotation, molecular function: RNA polymerase II cis-regulatory region sequence-specific DNA binding; DNA-binding transcription factor activity, RNA polymerase II-specific.
AUGGCGUCGAAUUCGGCCACGGCAUCGAAUUUGCCUCACAAUAAGUUUUCCUACGACUUCUUUCAUUCUUGGCCUAACAAUAAUAUCAACUCCAUUACUGAACUGGUCCCAAACAUCAAACCACCAACAAAACGAAACAACCGACCGACCAAAAGGACAACUUUCACAUCCGAGCAGGUCACACUUUUGGAAUUGGAAUUUGCAAAGAAUGAAUACAUCUGCAAAGAUCGAAGAGGUGAACUCGCUCAAGUGAUUGAUCUGACGGAGUGUCAAGUGAAGACAUGGUUUCAAAAUCGGAGAACUAAGAAGAGAAGGUGCAACUCUCCUCUCCGAAAAAGUCAAAUCAUAAAGUCCGAGGACCGCUCUCCAUCCCCACUGCAAUACAUAGCACCCACACAACCAGUGCCUAAUCUUCAAUCGUUUUUCCAAGGAUGGCCCACGCGUUUCCCGUACCCAUUGUCCACUGAUUCUCACUACAAUAAUAAUAAUCAUGAUAACAAUAAUAAGAGUGCUUAA